GCCCGACCUGAUCGACUUCGACAAACUGAAGAAGUCCAACGCUCACUACAACCUGCAGAACGCCUUCAACCUGGCAGAGCAACACCUGGGCCUCACCAAGCUGCUGGAUCCCGAGGACAUCAGCGUGGAUCAUCCAGACGAGAAGUCCGUCAUCACCUACGUGGUGACGUAUUACCACUACUUCUCCAAGAUGAAGGCGCUGAAGGUGGAGGGCAAACGCAUCGGAAAGGUGUUGGAUAACGCCAUCGAGACGGAGAAGAUGAUCGAGAAGUACGAGUCUCUGGCCUCUGACCUGCUGGAGUGGAUCGAGCAGACCAUCAUCAUCCUCAACAACAGGAAGUUCGCCAACUCUCUGGUGGGCGUCCAGCAGCAGCUGCAGGCCUUCAACACCUACCGGACCGUCGAGAAACCGCCAAAGUUUACGGAGAAGGGGAACCUGGAGGUUCUUUUGUUCACCAUCCAGAGUAAAAUGAGAGCCAACAACCAGAAGGUCUACAUGCCCCGAGAGGGAAAACUCAUCUCAGACAUCAACAAGGCCUGGGAGCGACUGGAGAAGGCGGAGCACGAGAGGGAGCUGGCUCUGAGGACGGAGCUGAUUCGUCAGGAGAAACUGGAACAGCUGGCCCGACGCUUCGACCGCAAGGCGGCCAUGAGAGAGACGUGGCUGAGCGAGAACCAGAGACUGGUGUCCCAG
Messenger RNA from Plectropomus leopardus (leopard coralgrouper), 694 nucleotides. The record is from RefSeq and is a predicted model, not a curated record. Lineage: Eukaryota; Metazoa; Chordata; Actinopteri; Perciformes; Serranidae.